UGAAGUCGUCGUGGCCUAAAGGAUAAGACGUCCGGUGCAUUCGUAUGUAGCGAUGCACCGGUGUUCGAAUCCCGCAGGCGGGUACCAAUUUUUCUAAUGAAAUACGUACUUAACAAAUGUUCACGAUUGACUUCCACGGUGAAGGAAUAACAUCGUGUAAUAAAAAUCAAACCCGCAAAAUUAUAAUUUGCGUAAUUACUGGUGGUAGGACCUCUUGUGAGUCCGCACGGGUAGGUACCACCACCCUGUCUAGUUCUGCCGUGAAGCAGAAAUGCGUUUCUGUUUGAAGGGUGGGGCAGCCGUUGUAACUAUACUGAGACCUUAGAACUUAUAUCUCAAGGUGUGUGGCGCAUUUACGUUGUAGAUGUCUAUGGGCUCCAGUAACCACUUAACACCAGGUGGGCUGUGAGCUUGUCCACACAUCUAAGCAAUAAAAAAAAUUUAAAAAAUACAGGGUGACAAAUUGAUUAUGUAACAAUAUACAUAAUUAUUAUAUAUUCUGUUUCCUUUAAAACAUGCGAAUUUCAGUCGCGAGUUGACGGGAACUAAUUUAUAGCUACACAGUGUUGAAAUAUAUUAAAACUGUCAAAUUAAUAUUUAUUUCGGACUAGCUGACCCAGCAGACUUCGUAGUGCCUUAAUCGAUAAAUAAAAGAUCUAAACUUUUGUAUAAAAUAAACUUAAAGCAAACAAAAGGAAUCCGUUCAACGGGGGACACAUCAAAGGAAAACCAAAAUAGUUAUUUUUAUUUAUUUCCGAGCAUUUUCAUACUUAUAUACCUUUUAAACCUUCUCUGGACUUCCACAAAUAAUUCAAGAGCAAAAUUAGCCAAAUCGGUACAGCCGUUGUCGAGUUUUAGCGAGACUUACGAACAGCAAUUCAUUUUUAUAUACCUAAGUAUAUAUAGAUAACCCAAGUUGUACAUGAUCACUUUCGUAUUUCAGGCAGUCCACGCUAACACACUCCCGUACCUAAUGUUGUACAAAUGUAAGAGCAUUUUAACUACAACUGAUACCCAAGUGCCUUUACAACUGUCGGCUUGGACAUGUGACAUGCGCCCCGCCGCGGACCUCACGUCGGGCGCGCUAGGGUCCUUUAACACAUACAAUGAACAUUCGAGAGUUCUCCCUGUGUUCACUGCGGACGGCGAGGAUCAGCCUGGUUUAGGCGGAACUAGACACGUCGCAGGUCGGUCCGGGGCUAAUGGCAGGAGAGACUGGACGGUUAUAAACGAGGAGUACCCGGGGCUGAUGCGUCAACUCAUGAAAAAAAAAUCAAAAUACUUCAUUUAGGAUACACAUACCGGUUGGUUUUGUUUCAUCACUAUAACUAUUCAGACAAUGAUUACUAUUCUAAGACAGCUUCAGAUUUCAUCGGAAGUACCUCUACCAAAGCGCGAGUCCAAAAUGUUCUUCCUUGAUAUAAUCUGUGUCUGUAUGUUGUUGUUGUUGUAAACUAUUAAAUAAAUAAUAAAUAAAUAAAUAUUUACUAACAAUCACGCCACGUUAACUGGUCCCUUGAUAAGUUCGUAAAAAACUUGUGUUACAGGUACCAGAUAACGGAAAUAUACAUCCAUAACCCUGGAAAAGACAUUUAUAUUUAUCAUACAAAUAUCUUUCCUUGGCGGGAUUCGAACCCGCGACCCCCUUGUGUAGUGACCAUGUCACUUACCACUACACCAGACGGUCGUAAAUUGAUUGGUCUUACUUAGUUCCCUACUUAGUGAAAACAUUCCUUAAUACAGCUACGUUGAUACUUCAAGCAACAACAACAUACAGAGCGCUUGUCUUUUCAAGAAGUUUACGUGUUUUCGGCAUUUAAUAUAGCAUUAAUUUUAAUUAAAAAAAUGUUAAAGUUCAUACCCAAAGUAGAUAGACCUGUUUUUGUAAUAAAAUUUGCCUUGGUCACGAAAA
Molecule: messenger RNA, 1912 nt
Organism: Bombyx mori (domestic silkworm)
Lineage: Eukaryota; Metazoa; Arthropoda; Insecta; Lepidoptera; Bombycidae
Exons: 3
Coding region: 923-1291 (122 amino acids)
Source: RefSeq, a predicted model, not a curated record